ACUCAUUAUUAGUUCAUAACAAAGCAUUGCUCAUAAAAGGGAAGUAGGAGAGAAGAUUUUUCUUUCUCUAGAAUGGAAACUUUGAUGAAGCAGAUAAGAGGAGGAGAAUAAAGCUGAUCGGCGUGGUAGCAGGGAUCAGAAAAUACCAUUACAGAAACCCCCAUCCUUCAAAGAUAAGAAAAAGGUCCAGAAUUGGUUUCAGAGACAAUUUUCAAGGAAAAUGAGUCAUGACUAUGAGUCCAUAGAAAUGGAGCAUGCUACAGCAGUUGCUGCCGCUGCAUUCGCAAUUUAUUCACUAGGGGUCUCAGAAAUUCCACAAGAAAUGAAAACCAGGGACACCACAUUGCCCAAGACCACUAGCAAGGUCGAUUAUCCAAGAUCUCCAAUGUCUCAUUUUGGUAGUGCAUCCAAGCGAUUAUCAGGCUCAUUUAAAACCACCAGAGACCAAGGUAACAAGGCUACAGAGAAUUUAAAGAAGCCUGAAAAAACUAUCACCCCUGCAUCAUCAAUGAAAAGGACAUCAACUUAUAGUGAAAAAUUGAAGAGCAAAAUUGAUGAUGAAAAACCUGAGAUCCCAGCCCCUAAAAGGAUUCCAACCUUUGGUGAUAUGAACACUGAUGAUAUAAAACCUGAGACCCCUCAACCGAAUGUUCCUCCCCCAGUUCAACAGCCCGUGUCUUUAAAGCUGCCGCCGCCACCACCACCACCACCACCACCAUCGCCGCCACCAAUCAAGCAGACUUCAAACCUUGCAAGACAAAGCACCAAGCAAAGAAAAGCAGAUGCUUGGGAGAGGGAGGAACUUGAAAAGAUCAAAGAGAGGUACGAGAACUUGUUAGAGACCAUAGCUUCAUGGGAAACGAGGAAGAAGAUGAAAGCCAGACGCAAGCUAAAUAAGCAUGAGCAAAGUGACAAUGAGCGAAAAAAGGGGAAAGCUUUGAGGAAAUAUCAAGAAAAGAUGACGUAUAUAGAUCAGAUUGCAAAUGGAGCAAGAGCCCAAGCAGACGAAAGACGAAGGAAUGAAGUAUUUAAAGCAAAAGAGAAGGCAAAUGUAAUUAGAACAACAGGCAAGAUUCCAGGGCCAUGCUCCUGCUUCUAAUAACUCCAAUUAUGUGUGUAACUUGACUCACUCACUGACUCACUUUCGGUAACAAACACAAAUAUGUAAUUAUUUGUAUCACAAUUCUAUGAUUUCUAUUUGUACACCUCUCAGUACUCAUUAGCAGUCUGGUAAUCUCC
Abrus precatorius (Indian licorice) is the source of this 1239-nucleotide messenger RNA. Its product is annotated as remorin-like. The coding region runs from base 221 to 1099 and encodes 292 amino acids. The transcript has 6 exons. The record is from RefSeq and is a predicted model, not a curated record. Lineage: Eukaryota; Viridiplantae; Streptophyta; Magnoliopsida; Fabales; Fabaceae.